GGUGUUUGUGAAUCUUUUGGCAACACGUUUUGCAACGUCCCGUGCAAAGUGGUUCCUGGUGCAAGCGACGUAUUUUUCUGCGAAUGCCCAAAGAACACCUCGUACUUCGACGCGGCAGAAAAAGGCUGUCUGCCGAAGAUAUCUUGCAAGACCACGGAAUGUGCUAUAGGUCAUUGCAAACCGAUAGAUUCCAAGACAGUCGCCUGCUCCUGCGAUCACGUCUCCAACCUUACUAGAGAAUGUGAAGUGGAGCCAAGCUUUCGGGAAGACUGUGAAAAGAAAGGAGGUCGAGCCAGAGUGCCUGAAAAGUGGCAGCAAGGACCCAUAUGCGACUGCGGCGAUUGGGCGGCCAUGGAUGAAGCGGCGGGGAAAUGCGUUCCCACUACUUGCUUGCAUCCGGGAAUCAGCUGCUCUCACCUCUGCAAUAAAGGUUUGCUUGGCAGAGACUCGCGUUGUUGCAAAGGUUGGGACCCGAAAGACUGCUCAAAGGUUCCUCCAGAACAGACAUUCUGUUCUCCUGGUACAACCUGGGACGACGAUGACGGGUGCAUUGAUGCGUGUACGUUACAUGAAGCAAGGCUGCUCUGUCCACACGGGUGCCGGAGACCCAGUGAAGGGCAGAAACCCUACGAGUGCAUCUGCAAGGAGGGAAGUGUUUUAUCCGACGAUGGAGUCACGUGCGAAGAGAUUUCUCAAGUUCGCUCUUGCAACGACACGGAAAAGCAAUUGUGCCGAUCAGACCAGUCGUGCUCCGUGAAAGGCACACGGGUUGUAUGCAAAUGCACAGAAAACGAGCAGCUCGUCGACGAUGUCUGCACUAGUAAGAGUCCACUUGUAACGGCUCAGCCGAACAGUAUUGGAGUAUAAACAAACAUUUGUGGUGGAACAGACUGGCCCAUAUUUAGAAUCGAAGGGAAAGUUGAAAAUUUUUCACUAUCCCAGAAAUAAAAUUUG
Messenger RNA from Rhipicephalus sanguineus (brown dog tick), 954 nucleotides. RefSeq names its product glycoprotein antigen BM86-like. The record is from RefSeq and is a predicted model, not a curated record. Bases 352 to 867 code for a protein of 171 amino acids. NCBI's taxonomy places the organism in Eukaryota, Metazoa, Arthropoda, Arachnida, Ixodida, Ixodidae. The transcript has 7 exons.